UGAAAAUAACCUCAACACUGUCUAAAUAUCAUUCCGAAGUAAAGAUAUUUUCAGCAUCACACGGAACGUAAUAAUUUCCCAACCCAAUAUUCGCAGCGAAUUACAACAAACCAAACGAUUCAAAAACAUAUCAAAAUGCACGCUUUCGUCCUUGGAUUUCUUUUGAUGCUACUCGCUGGUGAAGCAACAUCGUCCGCCUCUGCAUCUGUCCACUGCCGGUGCUUGGCUGUCGUGAAUGUGGACAAGUGCUAUAUCGAGGAAUUGUUUAUUUGCCACACAAAUCACGCUGCAAAUCCGAAAGACGAAGAGUAUGGACUGACAGACUCCAACGAUAUGUGGACCCUCACAUGGCGCAGGCGCCGCCAUCUGCUGCAUCGUGCCAAUAUGUUAAGGGACCUGAAAUGGGGAAUCCAUCUCAGCAACAUGGAUAUCAUGUAUGAAGAGCAGUUGAUCGAGAAAUUACUCGAAUUGGCUUGCGUUCUGCACUACAAAAAUCGGCCCGUUAAGUAUCUGAUGGUGGCAGUGGCUGAACAACUUAUUGCAUCGUUGCACCCGUCAGACGCCAUACGAUUUGUCGGCUAUAUAUCCUCAGAUAUCCGCGAGCAGGGGCCUCCCUCCUCCAUCCAAUGGCACUGCCCGUACCUGACCUAUAUAGAGCAAGAAUUUCUCAACAUGCCCCAAUUGCCACAGGAGGAACUGCCUGAAAGCAAAAUACGGAUUCUUAUAUAUUAAUUUUAAUUAUAAGCUCCCGGUGCUCCCACUAAUAUUAUCAAAGACGUCAAUUGAUAACUCGGUGGGAAAGUAAAACCCCCAACAGAUCUUGUAAAAAAUAGCACAGUGGAUAGGGAACACA
Messenger RNA from Drosophila subobscura, 853 nucleotides. RefSeq lists its product as uncharacterized. Bases 136 to 732 code for a protein of 198 amino acids. The record is from RefSeq and is a predicted model, not a curated record. The transcript has 2 exons. NCBI's taxonomy places the organism in Eukaryota, Metazoa, Arthropoda, Insecta, Diptera, Drosophilidae.